Molecule: messenger RNA, 731 nt
Organism: Capsicum annuum
Lineage: Eukaryota; Viridiplantae; Streptophyta; Magnoliopsida; Solanales; Solanaceae
Product: putative F-box protein At5g55150
Molecular function (GO): protein binding
Source: RefSeq, a predicted model, not a curated record
AUAAUUGUUUGGGUGCAUACCUCCACUUUGAAGAAGGAGGCGGUUUGGACAUGGGGGUGUUCAACUUAGCCGAUGGCAGUAUCCAGCCGCAUUAUGAUGGUGUUUCCCUCAGUCGAGUUUGUCCUCCAAUUUGGGUCACACCAAAUCCGUGUUGAGCAUCCUUCAAUCCUUCGAAGCCUAUUACAUCUGCUGAUGUUCAUAAUAUUUUUGAGCAUCUUGCCCAGAAGCCCUUUGCAUAUGACUCAAGUUGAUGAUGUACAAGAAUGUAGCUUCGCAGCUACACAUCUAAAGCAGUACUAUUUUAACUGCUCUAUGUACAAUGUUGUCCAAGAAAAUAGGAUCAGUAAGGGAUAUGACAAUGCUUUCUAUAUAUCACUUGGCCGGAUAGUCAGCGUUCACACAUCUUCCGAUACCAUGCUAAUGUCAAACACUGGCUGUGCACCCAUUCGGUACAUACACAAUCCUUAAGGAGUAGCUAUGGCCUUCGGCAAGGAGGAAGAUGCAUUGAGGAGUAGCUGUGGGACAAGUAAAGGAUAAUGGAGGGAGCAAAUUAUUAUUAGGCUGAUAUCCAAAAUUUUAACUUGUGUAUGUACAAGGGGAAUUGUUAAUGUUGUUCAAUUACGAUCUAACUUUAGCUUAUUAUAUUGUGGUAGCUAUAAUAUAACUUGCUCGGACUCUUCACUUUUGAUGCCGCAUCUAUUCCAGAUUUCGCAUCCAUUCACAUUUUUGAA